Messenger RNA from Phyllopteryx taeniolatus (common seadragon), 4855 nucleotides. RefSeq names its product aspartate beta-hydroxylase domain containing 2 (gene asphd2). Lineage: Eukaryota; Metazoa; Chordata; Actinopteri; Syngnathiformes; Syngnathidae. The coding region runs from base 457 to 1566 and encodes 369 amino acids. The transcript has 4 exons. The record is from RefSeq and is a predicted model, not a curated record.
GAUGUAGUUACGCACAUUUCUUUGUUGUUAUGUUUAGAUUUGGGUGUCUUUCCCGGUGGGUCUUCAGAAAUUUACGACAAAAUUAUCCUGUCAGCCGUUGGUCGCCACUCCAGACAGAAAGGCAGAGUGUCAGGUGGUCGAGAGCGGAUAACCCUGAGGCACAGCGUCUGUCUUCAUUUGUGUGAGAGAACGGGAGAAGGAGCACCGCAAAGCCUGAGAGCAUGCAUGGAGAGACCGUCCCUCUUUGCCAAGAGCUGAAAUGUUCGGGUUGAAGACCGAGGAUGUUAUAUUAAAUCAGCGGACUAUUUACGUUCAAGGCGGGGGCAGUAAGAGCUGGUUGACACAAGACUGUUCGUGUGGUUUGAUACUUGUCCCAAACUUAAUCCAGAAAAAGACUUUAGUCUUAUCAGCAUCUCCCCUAUUCUGUUAGAUUCAGCCUUGUGGAACCAAGCCCAGAUGGAGUGGUCACUAGAGAGUGUGAGGGAGAUGGUGGCUGGAGGGAUGCAGUCUGUAAGAGAGUGUGAGGUUUGUGCUUGCACUACAGUGGCGUGUGUCCUGCUGUUGUUUUUGUGGUACUGCUACAGGGUAGGCCGUGAUCAUAGCUCUACUCCAUUGCGGGGAAGGUAUCUGACUGGGCCCGGCAGGAUCGGAGGGGUGGUGGGGGGAUUCAUUGGCUCAGACUGUCGUAAUAGGAGCAAAGGGAAACCUGGGUCAUUGUUAGAGGAGCAGAAUGGCUUCGCUUUCUGCCAGUCGUCCGACUGUUUCCGCUGCACCAGUGCUGGAGAAAGUCUGAAUCAGAGGCUCUAUCACAGCCUGCAGGAAUACGCCAAACGUUACACCUGGUCAGGUAUGGGGAGAGUGCACAAAGGAGUUCGUGACCAAGGCCGAUACCUUAACAGCCGACCAACCAUUCAGCGGCCUGAGGUCUUUUUCCUCCCUGACCUACCGUCGGCUCCUUUCUUCUCCAGGGAAAUUCAAAGACAUGAUGUGGAACUCCUGGAGCAGAGCUUCCCUGCCCUUCUGGCUGAGUUUGAGAGCAUCUACAAUCAACCCCCAGCCCGCAGCGGCUCCCCCCUGCCACCGGGAUGGAAAGUCAACAACACUCCUCGUGGCCAAUGGUGGACCUACUACCUGGUCAACCAAGGCACCCCUCUGGUACUUAAUGUCAGGAGGUGUCCACGGGCCUGGAGGGUGCUAAGCCAGCUGCGCACUUUCAUUGCCAACAACGUGUUCGGAAAUGCCUGCUUCUCUGUGCUGUCACCGGGAGCUCUCAUCACUGAACAUUAUGGUCCAACAAACGUGCGGCUGCGCUGCCACCUGGGUCUCCGAGUGCCCUCCUCCUGUGAGCUUGUCGUCGGUGGAGAGCCACAGUGCUGGUCUGAGGGAAGCUGUCUGCUUUUUGAUGACUCUUUCCUCCACAGGGCCUUCCACGAGGGGGUUGCAGAGGACGGCCUUAGAGUGGUCUUCAUGGUUGACCUCUGGCACCCAAAUGUGGCCGCCGCCGAGAGACAAGCCUUAGACUACAUUUUCACUCCAGGCCGCUUAGAGGAGAAGGAAGCCAAAUAGGCGAACAUACUGUAUGUGAUGAGUCAUGUCCAAGCAAGAGGUAGAGGGCGUGCGUGUGUGCUGCAGAACAAAUGUUUCUCUCUGCUUUCAAGACCAGCUCUCACAUUCACCGUGUGCUUCAUUUUCUUUUUCAUGUCUCUCAGAGCUCAACUGAGUAGCUGCACAAUUAUUGGCCCCAUGUCUGUGUUAAACACAACCGCAUUUAACAGCACAUUUUGAUAUAUUUGCAGUGAGUGCCAGAAGUAUUUGGACAGUGACAGUGGUUUUAGAAGUUUUGCCUUUAUACACACACCACUACAAAGGAUUUGAAAUAAAAUGUGAUGCUUUCAGUUUUCAGUUGAGAGGUUUCACAAAAAUAUGACAUUUGCUGUCAUUUUUAGCAAUUAAACCAGACAUUAAACAGAAACAUACUGUGAAAGCAACUUAAGUUUUUGAAGGCACACACAUACAUUCAUUCAUCUUCCAUACCACUUAUCCUCACAAGGGUCACGGGCAUGCUGGAGCCUAUCCCAGCUAUCUUCAGGUGAGAGGCGGGGUACACCCUGAACUGGUCGCCAGCCAAUCGCAGGGCACAUAUAAAUAAACGAUCAUUUGCACUCACAUUCACAUCUACAGUCUAAUUAACAGGGUUGUCAAACUCAAAUUCAUGGUGGGCCAAAAUUAAAAAUUGGAACAACGUCACGGGCCAAACUCAAUAUUUAAUGAAAAAUCACUGCGAUGUGUAGAAAUGUAGCGUUAAAGUUUAUCAUAUGACAACAAACUUAAAUUUUGCUUAAACACUGAAUCUGGAAUAAACAAACUUUAAUAUUAUAAACACGAGAAAUCAAAUUUGUGAUAAAAGACAUCAGUGGUAUUUUUUGUUUUGUAUUUAAAUAGAUAACGUGAAUUCUUCUGUCUCUCCAUCUUCUAUUUAUCUAUCUACAACUACCUUUCUCUUUGAUGUAAAUCUUUUUUCAAAGGCCAACAACAAAACAACCCAAAAAAAUAAGAAUGUCCUUCAGUAAAAAUCCAAUCUUCAAACUAUUAACAAUCCAUGUUGAUAAAGGGCAUUAAAAAAAAAAAGAUUUAUUCAAUUAUGUUAUAUUCUUUGUUACAGCCACGUUGCUGCGCACACGACAAACAGGUCUGUCUUUUACUUUAGUGAACAGACAAUCUGCCUCCCAGCUGUCUUGGAAGUUAACCGUUUUCCAUCUUUCGUUUGGCCACUUUUGGGAAGGGGGGGUGUAAAUUUGCUCGAGGAGACUGGUAGCAUAGUCGCUAAUGACUGUAACAGAAAGGGAAGGGGCGCUCGCCGGUCUAGACUGAUGGGCCAACACACGAGCAAACCAUUGUGUGAUUUGUAAUAUUAGCGGUGCAUCUGCUAUAUACUGAGUGGCCAGCUCUAGUCCACAUUUGAUAUGGUCUUGCGGGCCAAAUAUAAUUACAUCAUGGGCCAAAUUUGGCCCCCGGGCCUGAGUUUGACAUGUACGGUCUAAUACAUUUGUUACGCACUAUAUUCUGUAAUGAACGGGUAAGUGGCAUAAUCUCAAUAGUGCUUGUGUUUCACGUACUGACAACAAAACUAAAUGCGGACCAGCAAACAAACAGAAAGUGAAGGCCUGGCAAAGCAUCUCCAUGGAAGAAACAUUUGGUAAUGUCCAUGGACUCCAGACUUCAGGUGGUUAUUGACUACAAUGUGAACCCUCAUAAAUUCUGGAAGUCUUCUUGACAUCUGGACUGUUUUAUUUCAAAUCCAUUGUGGUGUCUAUUCACACAAAAUACUGUACCUCAAAUCUGUUCUCCAAAUAUUUCUGGAUCUGCAUCACUGGUCAUGCCAUGCAGGGCAAUGUUUGCUUCUUUUUUUAAACAUCUAAUUUUUUAGGAACUUGUCAAAACAGUCAAUUUUUGCACUAAUCUGUAAAGCAGUGAUGUAAAACACCUAUGAAAUCCACAAGUGGAGAUGAUUACAUUUGAUAUUUAACUGAUAAAGCUAACGUCUAAACGAGAUGUUUGUACCACUUGUCUCAUCCAUAUACGGUCGAUAACGUCAGUCAUCACAUGAAUGUUUACAGAGCUCAUGCGGCUGAGGUCAUGACUCUUGCAACUGUGCUUGCCUAUUGCGCUCAGUCCCCACCUGCUUGUAAAAGACACGGUUGAAUAAGCACAUUUAUUUUUUUGUUAGAUUGUAUGAGUCAAACUGUGCAGAUACAAUGGAGAUGAAUCGUGUUUGUUAAAUUUGCUAAAUUAUGGUAAUGUGGUUGUAUUUGAUAUUACAUUUGUAUUCUUGUAAAUAGAUAAAGAGUUGAGGUUAAACCGGGGGGGAGGUGGGGGGGAAUGGCCUGACGUGUUUAGGAAUAAUGGUCUUCGAUGCUAACUAUCGUGUUGUCGAGUUAUUUAAUUUGCCGGCUGAAACACUUUGUUGAUUGAAAAAUUUAUUCUGUAAAAUACUUAUGAAGUGGACUACGCUACUGUUCUAUUUGAUUUAUGUUAUGCAUGACCUGCAAACAUCCAUAAUACAUUUAUAUAACUUGAAUCCAUACUUAUCGGUACAUACAUUAUACAGUUUGUGUGCUGUUUAAAAGGGCCUUUUUUUUUUUUUUGCACAUCAAAAGUAAUCUCAAGCAGCUUUAUGUGUUGUUUGCAAUAUAACACUGAUGUUUACAAUGUCUGAGAACAAUGACACUCACAUUGAGCUGUCUUUUUUACAAUUUGGAUUUAACCUUAUGAAGAAGAGCCUAAUUCUCAAAGCUCGUUCUUUAGACUUGAUGGCGGAACGACAACAAUGUGUUUACAUUUGGAUUAGGACCGGUAACAAUCUUGAACUCGCUUGUAAAGACGUUACAGCGACCUCUUCUGUCUGAAUUGAUAAUUACAGGACACUGGUGCCUAGUGCUGUUGCCAUCCACGUGGCAAGGAACUGCAGAGAGAAACUAUUUAAAAGACUGACAUUGGGGUGAUUUUUUUUCUUUUCUUUUUUUUUUAAUGUUAAAGUGCAGCAGUCUGAGCUUUCUGACUGACUUAGCAGGAGAUUUUGAAUAAUGCAUGUGGGAGCAAAGACAUGGGUCAGUCACAGUGCCUUCAAAGGUCUUUAAAAACAACUUGAAAUUUAGUAUGUCGUAUGAUGUUAAUGUGUGGUGGGUUUUAGCCAACAACAGUUUGGUGGGAAUAUCAACCAUCCAUUAACCAUCAAUGUUGGUCUUUUUAUGCUGUUCUAUUGAAAAUGUUCCUAUUAUGUUGCUUCCUUGUGUGGAUUUUCAACAGUAUUUCUGUACAUUUAAUAAAUGGUCAAGAACAUGACUGUAUUAAACGA